CAAUGCUAGAGAAGCCGGAAGCUAAUUCGUCGCUAUGAUUUAAUAGAAAAACACGUACUGGAUCUGGAUUUGUUACAUUUGGAUAAAUAAAUACCCUUAUUUAAUCCUGUUAUGAGAAAGGAUAUUAAAACAUGAGUUUUUGUUCGUUACAGAUACUCCAGUUUUGAGACGACGUUUAGGCGGCUGGGAUACAACGGACACGGAUGAAAUGGACAAAACAGACAACGGCACACCAGAAGACCUUCGACCAAAGCAGAGGAGAAGAUCACAAAACCUAAACACCAGAAAGGGGCGUUUAUCUACUGAAGUCCGAAAAAGAGAGAAGGAAAAGCCACAAAAAGCACAACAAAAAGAAGAUAAAAGUUCGAAGGAGCUUCAACUGAACAAUCUCGUUGUAUUGAGAGUUGGAGAAGAGAAAGUUAAUGUCGACAAAGAAACACUGAUCGUUUCAAGUGAAUAUUUUAAAGCACUGUUUUCGGGUCAUUUUUCCGACUCCGAUGCUAAAGAGCUUGAUCUAACAAAGGACGUGGAGAAAAUAGAAGAUCUAAGAAUUUUGUUGGAUUUUAUAAGCAACGGUAAAGUAGAAAUAACCAAGCACAACUUGAGUCAGGUUUUGAAAGUAAGUUCCUUUUUCCUUGUAGACAGUUUAACUGAAAAAUGUGCCAAGUUCAUGUCGGAAACAACGUCAUUAGAAACAUGUGUGCAACACUAUCUCAUUGCCUCAAACUACGCCUUACCUAAACAUUAUACACGGAAGUUUCAAUCGUUACUGGAAACCAGAUUUCACGAUUAUAUCAUUUAUGAAGAAGAUGUAGCUUCAUAUCUCAAUGACGAGGAGCUCAAGCAGUUAAUGUUGUCGGGUAUCAUGAAACAUUGCUCCAAGGAAAGCCUUUUCAAUUUCUUAUUAAAAUGGUUGUCCAAAAGUCCGGAGCUGACAGACAAACAGUUUACGUUAGUAGCUGAUAUAAUCCAGUAUUUUGAACAGUGUAAAACCGCUCAAACAGUUCCGUUUCAAUGUGAGAAAAAGAAAACGAUUGCAAAUAUAAAUAGAAUGGCAGUCGCUCUUCGAAAGUCAUGUGAGCCUGAAAUGUUGCAAAAAUUCCGUCUACUUUUCAACAACUUUCUCCGUAGCAAAGAACAUGUAUUUGAACACUUAGAUAAACAUACUAGUGUCGGGAUAUUUACAUUUUCAAAGAGAACAUGUAUCAACAGAGCGUCGACUAAAGACAGAAAUGACCCUAGCUGUCGCUUUCUUGUGUCGCCAAAACGUUGCCAAGAAUUGUUGGUUGGUCCGAACGAAACAUGUGAUCUGUGCGUGUAUCAACCGGAUUCGAGAGUUUGGUUUCAUAUUGCCACUUUUGGUGAAGAUAAGUAUUUUGAACAGGUUGACGGACGCCCUUACCAACCAACCACACAAAUGCGUCAACAACAUGCAGCUAAUAUUUUCUGUGACAUUGUAGUGACUGGCGAGGAAAUGAUGUUUCGUGAUAUCAGUAACAAAUGCAGACUUGUGAGGUACAACUUCAAAAGCAAACGCUGGACAAAUUUCAACAUCAAGGAUAUAAUAGUAGCUGCCGAGAACAUGACACAUUUUCAGUUUGAAUAUGGGAGAAAUGGUGUUCUAUACCUUAUAACAAGAAACACGAGACAGUUUGCGUCACACCUAAUCGAGUUUCGAGGAUAUACUUUUGACCUUACAGGUCUUGCAUUGCAACCAAUAUUUUCAACUGAGGGUAUUUUGGAAAGACGAGGAGAAAGUUUCAAAGAGUGGUCUCAUAUGACCGUCAAACGCAGCUCCGUAUCAAAUGAAUUAAUCAUUCUUUUCACGAAAGGAGUAGGUGAAAACCUUGCUAUCCUGGUUGACCUUGGCCCACUCGAGAAUGGAGGUAAAGCAAAGUCAUAUACUCUGUUGCACAAGGAAUCGCUUGAUACGACAAAAUGUGAAGAGUUAAUGUUUGUUGAUGUUGACAUUCUUGAAACGGACGAUAGAUUCUUAAUUGUAUCAUCUGCAAAUCGAGUUCUUACAAUCAAAUAUCAAUACAAGUUUCACUCAAAGGUAUUAGAAUUUGUUGAAAACGGACCGCAAUAUCACUUGUCUCCAAAAUGCGACAGACACGGUGAGAAGGCGAACCGGUCAACCUUUCGAGAUUCUUACUGGGAAAUGGACGAAGAAUAUGGGUUUGGAAGUCACAACAGAAAAAUAAAAUUCAGUACUUUUGGAGAACCAGACAUUGAGUUUCACACGCCGCCACCAUUUGUUGAUACAGUCUCAGUGUGUGUAGCGGAAGUCAACAAAAAUAUAUUCUCGGAUCUUGAACCCGUCAAACAGUACUUGUAACUCUCGAAGAAACCAUCCCAACAGUAAAUGGGUUGGCCGAGUGAUAAAACAGUACAUACAGGUUUAAUUAAAUUUAAAACCCCGUCAUUUCUCUGAAAGAGAUGGGUUAGCUGAGUGUUUACACAGUGCUUCUAAGUUAAGCUAGAUUGAAUGAGACUAUUAUCUCGAAUUGAUACUAUUUUUAACCAAACUUGUUUUCAAAAUAUGCAACCUUGUAUCUGUUGUAAAAAACGGAAGAAGAAGGCGGAUUGCCUUCUAAGUAACUACUUUUUAGUCCAUGUUCAAAACUAGAUAUGCUGUUAUAUUUUUAAUUGCCUCAGUUUUGAAAAUUAACAUAAUACACACAUAAAAACGGUUUCUAAAGUUACCUUUGAUAACCUUUUCUGAGAAAGCAUCCGUUUUCCCCAUGUUUCGGUGUUUCAGCAAUAUUAGCUAACAUUCUGAUAAAAAGUAAUUUUCUUCAAAAUCGUAUCGAUAACCUAUCAGUAACUGACACAAUAAUUAUGUUCCUAGAUCAAGCAACGAUAACCGUACAGUGUUUUGAGACGCGUACUUUUUUUGCUGUGCUAUUCGUGACUGGAAAAACAUGCGUGAAAACUGAAGAACGUUACAAAUAAGAACAAAUAAACACUUGUUUAAUUCGGCACGUUUAAAAAUGAUUGAAAUGUCGUAUAUUUUUAAGUGAUGUUCAUACUAAUUGUAUUUGCCAUCUUAGAAAUGUAUAAUUGUGAUAAAUGCUCGUGGUUUUCUAUUUCAUAAUUAGCUAGUUUUUUUAUGGUAAUACUGUUCAUGUCAGGUACAGUGCCCGUGCGGACUGACCAUACAGCUUGGCAUCUGACAGUGUCGCUCGACAGUUUAAGUAAAAAAAAAGCAUUUUUGUAACGUAAUAAAAAAAACACAUAUUUAUGUGUUUACGAGUAUACAGUUUUCAUUUUAGUUUUAAAAUAUAAUUAAGGCGGGGGAUCCAAUGCAUUUAAUGUUGUUUCAAUGGGUUACCCAGACUGCCAAAUCAUAUAAACUAUCUUCAAAUUUAAAGCAAUAGUGAUAUAUUGUGAUGUAUUUGUAUCUGGAUCAUUUUUAUCUGUACAUGUAUUGUUACACCUUGAAUCUAUUACAAAAAGAAGUUGUUGCUUUUAAUUCAACAUAGUGAAAAUUAAGUAAGUGUUCUUUUAUUGUUUCAAAAUUGUGGCAAAUGAAAACUUCAAGUAAAAUUAUUAUAUAUCUUA
Messenger RNA from Mercenaria mercenaria, 3564 nucleotides. RefSeq lists its product as uncharacterized. The record is from RefSeq and is a predicted model, not a curated record. The transcript is spliced from 2 exons. NCBI's taxonomy places the organism in Eukaryota, Metazoa, Mollusca, Bivalvia, Venerida, Veneridae. The coding region runs from base 209 to 2338 and encodes 709 amino acids. Gene Ontology annotation, molecular function: protein binding.